Messenger RNA from Penicillium oxalicum, 501 nucleotides. Its product is annotated as putative nuclear transport factor 2 domain protein. Gene Ontology annotation, cellular component: nuclear pore central transport channel. The record is from RefSeq and is a predicted model, not a curated record. The coding region runs from base 1 to 501 and encodes 166 amino acids. Gene Ontology annotation, biological process: protein import into nucleus. NCBI's taxonomy places the organism in Eukaryota, Fungi, Ascomycota, Eurotiomycetes, Eurotiales, Aspergillaceae. The transcript is spliced from 2 exons.
AUGGCCAAAGUGACCGACGAUACCUUGACCAAAGUGUCUACUGAAGCUGAUUGGAUCGACUUCAAAGCCGCCACCGAGCUAGUCAACAGCUUCUAUCCCGCCCUCAAGAAUGAUCGUAACUCCAUUGCCUCAUUUUACCUUCCAACACCUACGAGCAUCCUCUUCAACGGCAACACGGUCGCCGACGGUGCCGCUGUGCAGGACAUCUUCUUGAAACAAAUGCCCGAGGCAUUUUAUGAAGUACAAUCCUUUGACUGCCAAAUCAUCAAUCGCGCAUACCCGACCACGACUGCUGCCGGGUUGAAGCCAGCCUCCGAGAUGGGCGUCAAGGAUAUGUCGAUCCUGGUCAUGACCAGCGGUCAUGUGCGAUACGGCGAGAAUCGCGAUCAGCCUCCGCGCGGCUUCAGCGAGACCUUUGUGCUUGUGCCCAACCCCAGCUCCGAGCGCAAGAGGCGCCGAGACUGGCUGAUUCAAAGCCAAAACUUCCGCCUGGUUGUCUGA